UCAAACGUUCAAGUCAUUGGUGAUGGAUGCAAACGUGCCCUCAGAGACUCUGCAGCAUCAGAGUAAACUGAUGGAGACCAUCUCCAAACUUUUCAACAAUAAUCAACUCAGUGACAUCAAUUUGAUGGUGAACUGUAAGCUUGCCCUGAAAGCUCACAGAUUUGUCUUGGCUGUGCACAGUGAUGUCUUCAAAUCCAUGCUCGACAGUGAACGUUGGCCUGAUUCUGUAGACCAUGUUGUUCACCUGACUGAGGACGAGGACUGUCUUGCCCACUUUGAAGAAUUUGUGAGUUACCUCUACAGUGGGACAAUCACACUCGACACUGAGAAUGUGCUACCCCUUCACGUUUUAUCAGAGAAGUACAACGUCCAGGAGCUGAGAGAAAGUACUCAGAGCUUCAUGUUAGUUAAUGUGACAUCCCCAAGCACUUAUAACCAUGCCAUUACUUGGCACAAAUAUGCCAACCUGAUUGGCCUUCGCCAACUGGAAGAAGAAUGCCUUAAGUUUAUAACCUGGAAUACCAACACUGUGAUCAAGUCACCAGACUGGACACUGUUAGAACCAUAUCAACUCUCUGCACUGCUCCAAAGAUCCGACAUGGUGGUCGAAGAUGAAGUGGUCCUUUUUCAAGCCCUGGUGAGUUGGCUCUCCCUGCAUCCAAACUAUGCUGAGGAAAUGUUGGCCCAUAUUAGGUAUCCGAUGAUGCCUCCUGAGAAACUGUUUGACCUGUUAAGCCCGGGAAGCCUACCUGACAGCAUUGCAUCCUACCUCUGCCGGGAAAGCCUGCUGGUCUACCAAGCUCAUGUCUUGUCAAUGGAAACCAUUAGCCAACGCAACAAUAUGGCUGCCAAUCCUUUUACCAUGAGGAUUUACACUUCAGAAAGGUUCAGCCAAGUUUGGGACAUCUCGGGAUAUAAAACAAUGAAUAAAAUUGCUCUUAGUAAAUGUUUAUCUACAAGACAUUUCCAACUGAAAACUGAAUGGAAUGUCAACUAUUCUCCAAAAGGUCAUCAGAUUUUAAACUACACGCACCAUAUAUAUCUUCCUGAAGUUGUGCAAGAUGAUGACUUUUCGACAUUAACUGUCAGGCUGGGAAGCUGUGAACCAGCAGACAUGAAGCACACUCACAAGAUAUGUAUCCUGCUCUACCAGUGUAUCAAUAGUCAGUGGUUUGUGGGUGAUGUCCAGACCCUUGAGGUUCCACAUACAGGGGAAGCUAAAAUAAAUGAUCUGAUCCCCUUAUCAAAGAGGGACAGAUACAUUAGUAAUGGCACCAUGAAGGUACAUCUCAUCACUCAAACCAAUUGGGAAAAUGAAGAAGAAAUAUAG
Molecule: messenger RNA, 1330 nt
Organism: Hemiscyllium ocellatum (epaulette shark)
Lineage: Eukaryota; Metazoa; Chordata; Chondrichthyes; Orectolobiformes; Hemiscylliidae
Product: BTB/POZ domain-containing protein 17-like
Exons: 2
Coding region: 23-1330 (435 amino acids)
Molecular function (GO): protein binding
Source: RefSeq, a predicted model, not a curated record